AUGCAUCUAUACCAUCAUCACUUGAUUUCCAUGGCGGUCCUUGUCGAGACCACCUUAGGAGAUAUUGUGAUUGACUUAUAUGUUAAGGAACGUCCAAAAUGCUCGCUAAACUUUCUGAAACUAUGCAAGAUGAAGUACUACAAUCUUUGUCAAUUCCAUACUAUUGAGCAAAAUUAUGUCGCUCAGACAGGUGAUCCUACGGGAACUGGGCGAGGAGGCGAGUCAAUAUUUAUGUCUCUAUAUGGUGAACAAGCAAGAUUUUUCGAAAAAGAAGACCUUCCAAAGAUGAAGCAUACACGUCUCGGAGUUGUUUCUUUUGUCAAUAAUGGCAACAACAUGCUCGGGAGCCAGUUCUUCAUUACCUUGGGAGAAGCACUGGAUUAUCUUGAUGACAAGCACACGAUAUUUGGACAGGUAACAGAGGGAUUAGAGACACUGGAGAAACUGAAUGAGCAGUUGUGUGAUGAAGAUCACAGACCAUACAAGGACGUUAGGAUAGCCCACACAAUUGUGCUUGACGAUCCUUUUGAAGACCCAAAAAGGAUAAGGUACCCUUCAAGAUCACCGUCACCGACGUUUGAAAUGCUCGUCAAGACUAAUCAAAUUGCUCUUGAUGAAAAUGUUGAUGAUACUGAAGGAAAAACUGCUGAAGAAUUAGCGGAGGAAAUAAAGAAGCGCGAAAUGGCGGAACAGGCUCAGAUUCUGGAAAUGGUAAGCAUCAAUUUUUACUUUGUUUAG
Messenger RNA from Strongylus vulgaris, 738 nucleotides. NCBI's taxonomy places the organism in Eukaryota, Metazoa, Nematoda, Chromadorea, Rhabditida, Strongylidae. The record is from the annotation of a GenBank genome assembly.